GGAAAAAACAGUGGAAGAGGGGAGAUCAGAUUUCAAUAUAAACGAGGCAAUGAGUAUGAUUAGUGAUUCAAUGGUUCCGGUUCACCCGAGUUUAGAGAAAUUGAAUUCUCCCGUUCUCUCUAAGGUUUGUGCAUGGGGAGUAAUGUUAGGGCUAUUUGUUGUUUCAAUAAUCGCCAUGGCUUAUGCUUGCUAUUACACGCAAAACGCUUCAAAUCCAAGCACUGGAGGGCAAGAUAAACCAAUAAAGAAGGAAGUAUUGAAGCCACUAGACAUGGAACCAAAGAUAGUUGUCAUAAUGGCCGGUAAUGAAAAUCCUACCUUCUUUGCCAAGCCAAGCAAGAUCAAUGCAUGACCAGUACAAGACCGCUAGAUUAUUGUUUUGGUUUUCUUUCUUCUUUCUGCUCCUUACUUGUUUAUAUUUGAACUUUAAACUCUUUAUAAUAAAAUGAUUUUUUAAUUUCCUUAUAGUC
This is a messenger RNA of Brassica oleracea var. oleracea, 470 nucleotides long. RefSeq names its product protein GLUTAMINE DUMPER 7. The record is from RefSeq and is a predicted model, not a curated record. Bases 50 to 352 code for a protein of 100 amino acids. Gene Ontology annotation, biological process: regulation of amino acid export. The transcript has a single exon. Lineage: Eukaryota; Viridiplantae; Streptophyta; Magnoliopsida; Brassicales; Brassicaceae.